GGUUUUGUAAACAGCGUUAUCUGUAUCCUGUUAUGUACACAACCACACCGAGAUUCUAUGUAAUGCAAUUAACCGAUUCACCUUCGCAAGUCUGUUGGUUGUUUAAAAAUAAAUAAAUAUAAAAAAACACCGACACGAACAAGAUGGAUGAUAAACUUGUUUUUCGCGCUUUUCUCUAUGCUGUGUUGGUGAUUUCUGUCAACGCCCAGCCCUGGAAUACUUAUAUACCGUGUAACACGACCACCGACUGCCUUCUCGACCUAUGCUGCCGCGAUGCCGAAGGGAACCUUCCAUGGGGCGAAGGUGGAGGGUUUCCAGACGAUGUAAUCGUAGUAGGAGGAACGUGUUGGUAUGGUCCUAGCAAACCCGGAACGAUAUGCUCGCAACAAUGCGGGUGUGGAGCUGGUUACACAUGCUACAAGACGAUCACCGGCGCCUGCUGUCCACCGACCACGUGCUGGGACGCAAAGGAAGCUGCCAAGGACAAGAAAUAUUGGGACAAAUGUUUUGAAGAUCCUAAAUGCCCUCUUCCGCCGUGAAAUGAAUGCCGUACAUUGUGUUAAUGGGAUGACAUAUGUGUAUAUUGUUUUUUUCGUCUUAAAAUUAAAUUUUAAGGUGUGUAA
Messenger RNA from Dreissena polymorpha, 623 nucleotides. RefSeq lists its product as uncharacterized. NCBI's taxonomy places the organism in Eukaryota, Metazoa, Mollusca, Bivalvia, Myida, Dreissenidae. The transcript is spliced from 4 exons. The record is from RefSeq and is a predicted model, not a curated record. Bases 144 to 539 code for a protein of 131 amino acids.